GGCCCUAACUAACAACAACUUGGAGGGUGACAUUCCCCCCUUCCUCUCUGCACUCACUGCUCUCACACACCUGUCACUCGGGUCCAACAAGUUCACUUCCACUAUUCCGGCUAAACUCUCCAAGCUUCAAAAGCUCGUCAGACUUGAUCUAUCGCGCAAUCAGAUCUCGGGUUCUCUGUCCCCUCUCACAGCCAUGCCUCAACUGAGGCGAAUCAAUCUGGAAUUCAACUCGUUCGCCUCGAGUCUGCCAAGCUCUAUCUCCAAACUCAAGAAGCUAUCUGAGCUGACUCUCAAUGUCAACCAGAUCAGUGGGUCCAUCCCGCGGGCCAUCUCAGGCCUGACUAGCCUUGUGUAUCUGUCUCUUGGAAUCAACAACAUCACGGGCACCAUACCUUCUGUCAUCGGCUCUCUGAAAAAACUUGUUUUCUUGGAACUAUCGUACAACCCCAUAGCAGGCAGCCUGCCUGCAGCAGUGGGCUCCCUCAAGUCCCUCAAGAUCCUAAACUUGCCCUACAACCAGCUCUCCGGCUCGUUUCCCGGUUUCCUCGCUAACAUCUCGUCCCUCACUUUAAUUGACAUGGCUGGUAACCAGAUCAGCGGCUCCCUUCCAUCCUCGUUAGGAGGCUUCACGAACCUCUACAGACUCUAUCUUGCUGGGAAUCAGCUAUCGGGAUCGCUGCCUGCUUUCUUUUCAAACCUCACAUCUCUGAGUGACGUUGACUUGAGUCGCAACAGCCUCUCUGGCCCGAUCCCUCCCUCUGCUUUCAACUGGUCCCAAUCCUUGUU
Molecule: messenger RNA, 786 nt
Organism: Closterium sp. Naga37s-1
Lineage: Eukaryota; Viridiplantae; Streptophyta; Zygnematophyceae; Desmidiales; Closteriaceae
Source: the annotation of a GenBank genome assembly